Mesocestoides corti is the source of this 1263-nucleotide messenger RNA. NCBI's taxonomy places the organism in Eukaryota, Metazoa, Platyhelminthes, Cestoda, Cyclophyllidea, Mesocestoididae. The record is from the annotation of a GenBank genome assembly.
AUGAGUCCGAAUCUGCGGAUAUCGACCAAGCUCAAAUGCCAGCAGCAUCACCGUCUGGUUGAUGAACAAUCGGAAGCACCUCUCUUCUCCGAGGUUCUACAGGACGACGAUGUUUCUCAACCUAGAGGUCCGGAGGUGCAUGUGUGCUCCGCCGAGGUGAAAUUUGACGGUCCGGAUCCUUCAACUGAACUGUACAGAAGGAUGGCUCGUGAUUGCAUGACACACCCGCAGACCUCGUUUAACAAUUCCCAGUCUUUCCUUAUUGCAGUUUACGAGUUGCGGUGCUGCCGUCUUGAAGGUGGGCUGCGUCUUGCGUGCGAGUGGACUUGUCGUCAGAAGAAGAGGGGUCGACGUGACUCCCGAUCGGUCCGCCCCGUACACCUGUUUUCCCCGUUCGAUUGUAUCGUUGCUGAUGGAGACGUCCUCCUCGAAACACCGACAACGCACGUGCGAAGCGCCACGCCAUUCUCCCCCCGCCCUGGCCACCUGGGGGACUUUAGUGUGGUCACCGCAAAGGGGGUGCCACCAUUGAUCACCGCGAUCAAUGUUUAUUAUCAUUGCGGACAGAGCGUGUGCACGCGUGGCGGCCCCCUCCCCCUGUCCACCACCGCCCUCGGACAAAUUGCGCAGAUCUAUAAAACCGCCAGCGAUACCGCUUUUAGAUGCGAUCAACACCCUCAACUUAAUACUUCGAGCAUUAAUCCCACGCCCCGGCCCUCAGUCCGGUCGACCGCACAAGCCACUUGGUGUCAAGUGGAUCCACAGGCAUCAGAUGACUUGGUUAUUGCAUCCGACGCGGUGCUGUGGGUGCCCAUGCGUGAAAACGGGGUGGGCACCAGCCCACUGAAAGAGGGCACACAGUGUGCUGAUUUUGAAGCGGUGCCCCUCCACUACCCCGCAUGGGUCCCUUGGGGCGUGAGAAUGCGCCCACGUAGAAGGGAUGAGAAGUUCCCUCCAGCCGUGGGUGUUCAAAUUCGAUUUCAAACCCGUCAAGACGAGAACACGCGGCCUCGCGACACGCUGACAAUAAAAGGAAACCCCUCUCAGCUCAACUUCUGCACGGUUGCUAGGGUUACCUAUAAUUGCUACCAUUAUCACUGCGAACCGCGCAACCAGAGCAAAUGUGAUUUGCCACCUGACCAGCCGCCUCGUCUCCCGCCUCCACAGAUCCCCUGUUGCCUCACGUCAUCAGCACGUGGUUGCCGGGUUGUGCCAAUAAAAACAGCCGUGGUAGCCCCUUGUAUUGGUGAUCUGGCGGACUGA